Chroicocephalus ridibundus (black-headed gull) is the source of this 10030-nucleotide messenger RNA. RefSeq lists its product as uncharacterized. The coding region runs from base 1907 to 6343 and encodes 1478 amino acids. Gene Ontology annotation, biological process: regulation of DNA-templated transcription. The record is from RefSeq and is a predicted model, not a curated record. The transcript is spliced from 10 exons. NCBI's taxonomy places the organism in Eukaryota, Metazoa, Chordata, Aves, Charadriiformes, Laridae.
GGGGCGGGGAUGGGGCGGGCGGGGCCCGGCGGGGUCACCUCCCUGGGUCGCCCCGGGGGCGGGGGGGGGGGUCCCCGGCCUCGCCUCUCGCCGGUCGUGCCCCGGCGGGGCUCAGCUGGGGAGCGCGGCCCGGCGCCGGGGUGUCUCCUGCCGGCGGGCGCUGCCCGGGGCCGCCUUCCCUCCGCCCGCCCGGGGCCUGGCCGAGCGCUCCGGCGGGGCCGCCUGCCCUCCCCCGCGCCCGUGAGCUCGGUGACGGGGAAAAGGAGUUUUCUCCCGGGGCUGGGAAAGCCAGCGCCCUCCCCGCGCCGCCAUCCUCUGCCAGCGCUCGUCUUUCCCAUGCCCGGGGCCUAAAACCAGCCGCCCGACGCGUCCGAAGUCCUGUCCCCGGUUUGGGGGAACCCGCACCCCCUUCCCGCCCGCGGGCUGCGCGUUGGUGGUUGGUGUUUGCGCAGAGCCGUGCGGGGUGGGAGCCCUGAGCUUCGCCGAGCGCUGGCGCCGGCUUAGCCGUAGCACGGCACGGCUCGCUUCGUAAAACGGAGCGGCCGGAGGAAGAGAACUUCCUAAAGCCUCGUGAGGUUCAAAUUGUGUCCCACCUGCGACGUGUCACCGUUGCCCAGAAGAGAACGUUGAUGUCCGUCCCGAGUCUUUCCUUCCUCAGAAGGUGCCACCUCACACUAAACUGUCUUUCUGGCCUCCAAGGCAGAACGGUCCCACCCGGACAUCGCAGGCCUGGCGCUUCCACCUUGUUCUUUCCUGGUAGUUAUCCCUAGUCCUGCUGUUCCCCCAUCUCCUGUUUUGCAGGAAAGAUUCCAUCCAAGUUAUCUGGAGUUUUGUCUCGCUGUACUGGUCAAGCUUAUUCAUCACCGUCUGCUUCCACGGUAUCACAGAAUCCCAGACUGGCCGGGGUCGGAAGGGCCCUCUGGAGCCCAUCCCGGCCCACCCCCGGCCAGAGCAGGGUCACCCACAGCAGGUGGCACAGGAACGCGUCCAGGCGGGGUUGGGAUGUCUCCAGAGACGGAGACUCCCCCACCUCUCUGGGCAGCCUGUGCCAGGGCUCUGCCACCCUCAGGGGAAAGAAUUUUUUCCUUAGGUUCAGACAGAAUUUCCCGUGUUCCAGUUUGUGACCGUUGCCCCUUUUCCUGUCGUCCUGUACGGGUCCUUCAUCUUGCUUCUUCCCCAGCAUCCAUGUUUGGUACAUGGUAAUUCUGGGACCAAGAAAUGGCCCCAAAUCAGGGAGAGGGGCCUCAGCUGAGGUGCGUGUGAAGUCGGGAGCCGAGCGAAUGGGCUCUGCAGCCGGAAGGAAGCUGGGUACACAGAUGCUGUCAGGGCUCUCAGUGAGGCUUGGAUGCAGGAAAGAGCAGGAACCUUUUGUCUUCUUUGGCUUACGGAAACUUCCUCGGGGUGUGCAAGUUCUUCCUAAUGUAGAAAAGAUGACCUUUUAGUCUGCCAUGAACUUGGUUUGAUGUUUCCCACUUUUGUCUUUGUUUUGACAAUUCUCUUUUCUGCUCUGACACUUCUCUAUGUUGCCAUACCUCCCCCAUGCAGCUCGCUAGUCUUACUUUUACCAAAGUGCUUUUUAAUAUAGAACCUUAAAUACCGUUAGCAUGCAGCUGAAUCAUCUGUUUAAACGAGUUUUGCCUUUUUUUUCUGAUUCUCCUCCACAUGCAACAGGGGACAGGGGGUGAAUAAGUGAGCGGCGGCCUGGCCCCUUUUAGCCUUUGGUAAAAGGGUGAGGAGCGAGCGGGUCCUCGGGGGUGUGGAGCGAGUGUGGUUCUUUGUUUCUGGCUGGGGCUAAAGCAGGAGAGCGACGCUCUUUGGGGGGUCCUUUUCCCGGGGGUUUUGAGGCUGUGGGUGGAAGGGCAGGCAGCGGCUGGCAGGGAAGUGAAGUUCUGCCCCUCAUUUCUUCAUGCAAAUGUUGUGCUUGGCAGGGAGCGUCCGUCCUCGCUGCGCCUCCGGCCAAGCCUGGUGUCACGGUGCCGUGCCUUGCAGCUUCUUGCCGCAGAUGUCGGUGACGUUCGAGGACGUGGCCAUCUACUUCUGCCCCGAGGAGUGGGCCGAGCUGGCGGGCUGGCAGCGGCGGCUCUACCGGGAGGCUGGUGCGCCGUCAAGCCGGAGAUCAUCUGCAAGAUGGAGCGAGAAGAGACGCCGUGUGUGCCAGAGUGCCCUGGGGCGCGGCGGAGGCACCACAGCCCUGAGCCAGGAAAAGUGGGGGCUGAAGAAGCACCAACAAAUGCACACAGUGGCGUGGCCCUUCUCCUGCCCACAGUGUGGCCAACGGUUUCAGCUGAAGCAGAUCCUGGUGACACACCAGAAGGUGCAUGGCAGAGAGAAGCACUUCGGAUGUGCCGACUGUGGAAAGCGCUUCAGUCAUAAGCAUAAACUGCUGAUCCACCGGCGCGUACACACCGGUGAGAAGCCUUUCGCCUGCAGCCACUGCAGCCACCGCUUCAGGCAGAAGUACCACCUGGUCCGCCACCAGCGCAUCCACACCGGGGAGCGCCCCUUCACCUGCACCCGCUGCCCCAUGACCUUCAGUCACAAGCAUGCCCUCACUGACCACCAGCGGGUCCACACCGGGGAGCGCCCCUUUGCCUGCGCCCGCUGCCCCAAGGCCUUCAGGAAAAAGACGGCCCUCACCAUCCACCAGCGAGUCCACACCGGGGAGCGCCCCUUUGCCUGUGCCAGCUGCCCCAUGGCCUUCAGGCACAAGAAUGCCCUCACCGUUCACCAGCGGGUCCACACUGGGGAGCGCCCCUUUGCCUGCACCCACUGCCCCAAGGCCUUCAGGAACAAGCAGACACUCAUGGUCCACCAGCGGGUCCACACUGGGGAACGCCCCUUUGCCUGCGCUGGCUGCUCCAAGACCUUCAGGAACAAGAUGGAUCUCACCAUCCACCAGCGGGUCCACACUGGGGAGCGCCCCUUCACCUGCACCCACUGCCCAAAGGCCUUCAAGGACAAGAAGACCCUCACCGACCACCAGCGGGUCCACACUGGGGAGCGCCCCUUCGCAUGUACCCACUGUCCCAAGACCUUCAGGGACAAGAAGACCCUCACCAUCCACCAGCGGGUCCACAGCGGGGAGCGCCCCUUUGCCUGCACCCACUGCCCUAAGGCCUUCAAGGACAAGACGACCCUCACCAACCACCAGCGAGUCCACACUGGGGAGCGCCCCUUCACCUGUUCCCAGUGCUCCAAGGCCUUCAGAAACAAGACAGCCCUCACCGUCCAUGAGUUGGUCCACACUGGGGAGCGCCCCUUUGCCUGUGCCCUCUGUCCCAAGGCCUUCAGGCACAAGAAGACCCUCAGUGACCACCAGCGGGUCCACACUGGGGAGCGCCCCUUCGCCUGCCCCCACUGCCCCAAGACCUUCAAGCACAAGAAUGCUCUCACCUUCCACCAACGUGUCCACACCAGAGAGCGCCCAUUUACCUGCACCCACUGCCCUCAGACCUUCAAACACAGGAAUGCCCUCACCUUCCAGCAGGGGGACAACACUAUCGAGAAGCCUUACAAGUGCAGCGAGUGCAGCAGGAUCUGCAGUCAGAAGCAGGACCUGGAUUGCCACCAGAAGGUGCACCAGGGCCUGACUGCAUGUCCAGGGGGCAGCGAGCGGGUGGAAGGGGGUCCGUCCCCAGUGCAGGAGCGAGCAGAGUCAAAGCCCUUCUUGAUAGAGAAGCUGGUUGUAAAAGUACGUCACGUAGAUGCCCGUAUACCCAACAGUCGAGCCACUGAGGAACAUCAAAACAGCCAGCACGUGUAUCGGGCUGCUAAGAUUGAAGUGGCCCAGGUGGAUCUGAACUGGCAAAAUAAUGGAGGCAGAAGCCUAAAUGAAGGGAGCGAAAGGAGGCGAGUUCACGGUCGGGGCAGUGGGCGAACCCUCUCCUUGCCGCCCCUGUCGCCCCCGGUACCUCUGAACAACAGCUAUGAGGUACUGACCGAGGAAGGCCAGUGGAGUGAGGGUGUGGAUGACGGGCAGUCUGCACUAGAGACCUCUCCACAGUCAGAAGGGCGAGCCGGUGGCCGCCUGGUCCUUUGUUGCCGGCUGGGGCUGAGCCCCGACAGCGACCCUCUUUGGGCAGCUUUUGCUUUCCCCGGGAAACUCUCUUCCUCUCCCCCAAGGGCUUCUUGCCCUUUUGGCCCUCGGUACAAGGGUGUCCUGGUUCCGGUGGGGAUAGGGUUAACUUUUCCUGGUAUUCCAUGCCAUGUGAGCCACGCCCACCCUGAGCUGCCGGGGGAGGGGCAGGAAGUUGCUGCUUGGAGCGGAGGCGGCGUCCCGGGUCGGCCGGCGAGCGGCAGGGAGCGGCGGUUCCGUAAUCGCGUUUGUAUAUUCCCCUGUCCGUGUUGUUGUUGUUGUUGUUUGCCUGUUCCCUUUGCUGUCCUGUUAAACUGCCUUUGUCCCAACCCAAGAGUCUGCCCUUUUCUUACGAUCCUUCCUGUAUUAGGAAGGCGCCAGCGAGCGGCACGUGGUUCUUUGUUGCCAUCUGAGGCUAAACCACGACAAAGGGGAGCGUCCGUCCUCGCUGCGCCGGUGCGGCUGGUGCCGGGCGGGCAUCUGCUGCGGAACGCGGAGCAUCCCACCUGCAUCUCCCCGGAGAAGGCCUUGUGCGGGCCUCCGUCUCCCCGUGGAGAGCCAGCGGCGCGCCGGGCUCCAGGCUGCUGCGGCAAGAUGUCGGUGACGUUCGAGGACGUGGCCAUCUACUUCUGCCCCGAGGAGUGGGCCGAGCUGGCGGGCUGGCAGCGGCGGCUCUACCGGGAGGUGAUGCUGGAGAACUACCAGGCGGUGGCCUGGCUGGGCUGGUGCGCCGUCAAGCCGGAGAUCAUCUGCAAGAUGGAGCGAGAAGAGACGCCGUGUGUGCCAGAGUGCCCUGGGGCGCGGCGGAGGCACCGCAGCCCUGAGCCAGCAGACGGUGACGUCCCGAUGCGGAGGGAGGAUGGGGAGGUCCCCGGGGGGCUGCCAGACCCCACCACCCUGCUCCCGGGGAUUCCUCAGCGAGGCGGGAGGCGGAGGGGAGGCAUCUCAGCAAAGCUGCUGUCAGCCCGACCCCCCUCUGGCCCCCCGGGCCCGAAGGGACCCCACACCUGCGCCAAGUGUGGGAAGAGCUUCCGCAAGAGCCAGGACCAGAAGAAGCUCCAGCAGACGCACGUGGCAGCGCAGCCCUUCUGCUGCCGGCAGUGCACCCGCCAGUUUCAGCUGAAGCAGAACCUGGUGUCCCACCAGAAGGGGCACGGUGGGGAGAAGCCCUUCAGCUGCGCCGAAUGCGGGAAGCGCUUCAUUCAGAAGCGUCACCUGCUGAGCCACCAAGGCAUUCACACCGGCGAGAAGCCCUUCGCCUGCAGCCACUGCGGCCGCCGCUUCAGGCAGAAGCACCACCUGAUCCGCCACCAGAGCAUCCACACUGGCGAGCGCCCCUUCGCCUGCACCCACUGCCCCAAGGCCUUCAGGGAAAAGUCAUCACUCAUCAGUCACCAGCGGAUCCACACCGGGGAGCGCCCCUACAAAUGCGCCCACUGUCCCAUGGCCUUCAAGGACAAGACAAACCUCACUGUCCACCAGCUGGUCCACACCGGGGAGCGCCCCUUCACCUGCGAACACUGCCCCAAGGCCUUCAAGGACAAGCAGUCCCUAAAAGAUCACCAGCACGUCCACACCGGGGAGCGCCCCUUUGCCUGCAACCACUGUCCCAAGACCUUUGGGUACAAGAAGGCCCUCACCAUCCACCAGCAGGUCCAUAACGCGGAGCGCCGCUUUGCUUGCACCCAGUGCCCCAAGGUCUUCAGAAAAAAGAAGACCCUCAGUGACCACCAGUGGGUCCACAGUGGGGAGCGCCCCUUCGCCUGCCCCCACUGCCCCAAGGCCUUCAGGUGCAAGAUGUCACUCACCGACCACCAGCGCAUCCACACCGGGGAGCGCCCCUUCGCCUGCACCCGCUGCACCCAGACCUUCAGGUGCAGGUUGUCGCUUAACAUCCACCAGCGGGUCCACACCGGGGAGCGCCCCUUUGCCUGCGCCCACUGCUCCAAGACCUUCAAGCACAGGAAGGCCUUCACCAUCCACCAGCGGGUCCAUACUGGGGAGCGCCCCUUCACCUGCACCUACUGCCCCAUGACCUUCAGAGACAAGCAGACCCUCACCAUCCACCAGCGGCUCCACACCGGCGAGAAGCCCUACAAGUGCGGCGAGUGCGGCAAGACCUACAUCCGUAAGGAAGGCCUGAAAUGCCACCGUCGGGUGCACCAGGGCCCGCCGGCCGUGCCGGAGGGUGGACGUUGCGAGGAGGGCAGUUCGUCCCUGGCAGAAGGGGUGAGUGGAGACCAAGACCUUCCCGUUCAGCAGCUGUGAGAAGCAGUUUUGGGAUGAGGGGAUCAUGCUGGCUCGCCUGUGCCCCCCCAGCACCCCCAGCCUGCGGCCACCUCUGCAGCCCGACACCCCUGAAACUGCCACCGGUCUGCGUGGAAGCUGUGGGUCCGGGGUAAAAGCUGCAGGACCCCUCGUCCCUCCCUGACUGGUGCCCUGCAUCCCCCAGGAGAUGGAACCAGGGCCAGGCGUGUCCUGGGCACGGCCACCCUCUCCCGGCAGCGCAGGCAGGGAGCGGGGCUCUGCUGGCUGCCAGGGCAGCGGGGACUUCAAGUGAGGCAGGGUGUCAUGACCCACAGACCGCUCAGAAGAGGGGCGAGGGAGAAGUGACUCGGGUUUGCAAAUUCCCAGCAGCGAGGACUGAGGUGAGAUGACUCUCAAGGUCCAUAUACAAACAUUUAUUAGAUUCCUACAGUGAUUAAUAUACAUCUUAAUUAAGUCCAUGAUAAUUCAUAGAAUGAUAGGAUCAUAGAAUCUCCAUGGUUGGAAAGGACCGUUGAGAUCAUCGAGUCCAACCAAACCCCUACAAUCUCUGCCACUAGAGCACGCCCUGAAGUACCAAAUCCAGACGUUUCUUCAACGCCUCUAGGGAUGGUGACCCAACCCCCUCCCCGGGCAGGCUGUCCCAGUGCCUGACCACUCUUGCAGUAAAGUCAUUCUUCCUAAUAGCUGAUCUGAACCUCCCCUGCCGCAGCUUCAGCCCAUUUCCUCUGGUCCUGUCAUUAUUCCCCUGGGAGAAGAGGCCACCAACCCCCACCUCUCUGCACCCUCCUUUCAGGGAGUUGUAGAGGGCAAUGAGGUCUCCCCUCAGCCUCCUCUUCUCCAAGCUAAACAUGCCCAGCUCCCUCAGCCUCUCCUCACAUGCCCUGGUCUCCAGAGCCCUCCCCAGCCUGGUCACUCUCCUCUGGACACGCUCCAGCACCUCAACGUCCCUCUUGUACAGAGGGGCCCAGAACUGAACACAGCGCUCGAGGUGAGGCCUCACCAGUGCCCAGUACAGGGGCACCAUCCCUUCCCUGCUCCUGCUGGCCACGCUGUUCCUGAUACAAGCCAGAAUGCUGUUGGCCUUCUUGGCCACCUGGGCACACUGCUGGCUCAUGUCAAGCUGGCCGUCCACCAGCACCCCCAGGUCCUUUUCUGCCGGGCAGCUUUCCAGCCACUCUGCCCCAAGCCCGUAGCGUUGCUUGGGGUUGUUGUGACCGAAAUGCAGAUCACCGGUCCUGGUUCCAGCGCUGCUCCAGCCAAACGCAGGGGUGAGGAGGGGUGUCUUGUAGGAGCGCCCUUCUGUGUAUUCCCUCUUUGUGAAUCCCCCGUUGCACCAGCCUUCCUCCCCUUUAUGUCCCACUGCCAAAGGGCAGUUCUCCUCUCAGGUGCCUCCCUUCCCUGGGGCGACGUGCGGCAUGACUUGGGCGGAGAGACGAGUGCCGCAGUCACACGCGUUUAGCAUGACCUCUGUAACCUUCAUUAGCGGAUGCAGGGUGUGCGCGUCCACAGGCGCGUCGCGGAUAACGAGGCAGAGGUGCCGCGUGGGACACGAUGGCCUCGAGAGCAGAGACCUGACAAGCUUACCACACGAGUGGCAGAGCUGCCUUGUCUGCACAAGGCAAUCCUCCCGCGGCUCCCCAGGCGCCGGAGUGAGCAAAGCCUGAGCCUUAUCGGUUCUUUGAACACCAGGCCGGCGUUCCUGAUUUACCGGGAGUGUUUGAGACGUUCCGUUCCUGGAGGAGGCUGGAGAGGGGGGAGACGUCUCCCGCUUCUUUGUUUCAGGGCUCUUACAGAGGGCCGGCCCCUGGCCCGGGAGAUGCGCCUGGCCCCGCUCCUCAGCGCUGGAGCACGGCGAGGCCGAGCCGCAGCCGAUACGGGCUGGCACACGGGAGAGCGGCCGUACAGCAGGAGCAGCCGCCGGCAGGGCUGCAGAGCCCGGGGAGGGUAACAGUGAGGGCGAAACUGGUGGGUUGGGAUGAAUAUACCUUAAUAAUGAAAAAGAAAUAAUAAUAGAAAACUAAAGUGUAAGGAAACAAGAAAGAAAGUGUCCCUUCCAGCUCCUUGUGCCCCCCAGGCUGCUCGCUGGGUGGGCAGUACCUGAGGGAAGAGCAGAACCAUAGAAUCCUUUUGGUUGGAAGAGACCUUCAGAUCAUGGAGUCCAACCGUUAGCCCAGCCCUGCCGAGCCCACCACUACCCCACGUCCCUCAGCACCGUGUCUACACCUCUUUUAAAUCCCCCCAGGGAUGGCGACUCCACCACCGCCCUGGGCGGCCUCUUCCAACGCUUGCCAGCCCUUUCCGGGAAGAACUUUGUCCUUAUAUCCAUCCUAAACCUCCCCUGGCACAACUUGAGGCCGUGCCCCCUCCUCCUAUUGAUAUACUUUAAGAAGGUAGAAUGUGCUUUUAGAAAGGGAAGAUACGUUUUAGAAGGUAGAAUCUCUCACUAAGUAAGAACAAAGUGCUGUAAAAAGGUCCCAAGGCCCCGUGCAACCGGACACUUGGUAUAAACAUUGCGUGCCGUGUUAAUGAAUAUACCCUUGAAGAAGAACAGGAGGCCGAUACGGGAACAUUCCUCCACGGGAGGCACCGAAACCGGUCGAAAACUAGACAGCUGUUGGAUAAAGCAUAAAGUCAACAAAAAUUCGCAGUAAUUGGGGGAAAUGUAAAGUCGUCGGUGGGAGAUCGUGACCGUCGACUCAGUGGGAGACUGACCUGGACUACUCCCCCUCCCCCAGCACGUGUGGAGCUUGCACGCAUCGAUUGAAGGACCUUGUAACUUUAAAUGAAAGCGAGAGACUGUACUAACCAUUAGAAACCGUUAAGCUGAGGUACUAACCAAUAAUUAAGGGUGGGUAUUGCUGUGUUUUGAACCAUAUAAAUAUUCCUAAGAGUUCGUAGGCUGAUGUGCUGGCUUUGUGGGGUACCACCUAGCGCCCGCCUCUGCGGAAAUGAUUUAAAUAAAUAACGCCUCUGCCCUCUGUGCGUGUUGGCGUCUGCGCACCCGGUGAACGACCCCGCUUUGGGGCAAAACUGUUGCCUGUAACUUGGGAGAAGAGACUGGCGCCCACCUCGCUACAACCUCACAGAGCCGUAGAAUGCCAGGUUGGAAGGGGCCUCAAGGAUCAUCCGGUCCAAACUUUCUUGGAAAAGCCCAGUCCAAACAAGACGGCCCAGCAGCGUGUCCGGCUGCAUCUUAAAAGCGUCCAACGCUGAUGGGGAAUCCACCGCUUUCCUGGGGAGCUUAUUCCUAAGGCUGAUUGGUGUCACGGUGACAAGUUUUCCUCUUGUGUCCAAUUGGAAUCUGCCCUGGACUAACUCGUACCCAUCACCCCUCGUCUUUUCCAUGCCACUCCUUGUAAAAAGGGAGCCACCGUCUUCUUUUAGCUUCCCUUUAAACACUGGGAGGUGGUGAUGAGGUCUCCCCUAAGCCGUCUUUUCUCAAGGCUGAGCAAACCCAGUUCUCUCAGCCUGUCCUCACCUGGCCGCCUUCCCAGUCCCUUCAGCGUCUUGAUGGCCGUCGUCUCUGGACCCUCUCCAGCUUGUCCGCGUCUUUUUUGUACAGCGGGGACCAAAACUGAACACAGUGUUCCAGGUGUGGCCUGACCACUGUGGCCAGUGACAUCUCCCUGGCAGCGUGAUACGGUUUUGUAUGUAUUGUCUCUUUUUCAUUAUUUUCUUAUUAAUAUG